Sardina pilchardus (European sardine) is the source of this 4106-nucleotide messenger RNA. RefSeq names its product calpain 7 (gene capn7). The coding region runs from base 157 to 2604 and encodes 815 amino acids. The transcript has 22 exons. Gene Ontology annotation, molecular function: calcium-dependent cysteine-type endopeptidase activity. Gene Ontology annotation, biological process: proteolysis. NCBI's taxonomy places the organism in Eukaryota, Metazoa, Chordata, Actinopteri, Clupeiformes, Clupeidae. The record is from RefSeq and is a predicted model, not a curated record.
GGAUUUGUUUUGAACUUGCUCAGCUAGUCAGUAGUGGUGGAAUAUCGUUUUGAGGAUGUAACGUUUUGACACAAUUCAUACAUCUGAGAGGGGAUUCGUGAAACAAUUUCCGACUUAGCUGAGAUCGAAAGGUAGCCUGCUUUCUCGUUUGAGAGAAUGGACUGCGCGGCGCUGGAACUUGAUGCAGUGAAAUUCGCCAAAUCUGCUGUUUUGUUCGACCAGAAGGGAAAGUAUAAUGAAGCCGUGUUCUACUACAAGGAAGCGGCGCAAGCACUCAUCUACGCUGGCAUGGCAGGAUCUAAACUGGAAAGCAUACAGGAUAAGGUGAACGAAUACCUGGACAGAGUGCAGGCUCUGCAUAAUGCAGUCCAGGCCCAGAGCAGUGACCCGCUGAAGACCAAGCAGCAGCUGGAUCUGGAGCGAGCCUACUUCCUUGUUACACAGGCCUUCGAGGAGGAUGAGAAGCAGAACAGCGAUGAGGCCAUCGAGCUCUACACCCAGGCGGUGGAGCUCUGUAUCCAAGCGUCGAAUGAGACGUCUGACCAGGCUCUGCAGGGCAAACUGAAGCAGCUCGCUCGACAGGCGCUCGACAGGGCAGAGGGGCUGAAGAAUGCAGUGACCAGGGCUGCUGCGCAGGAGAGGGCGGCCUCAGCUGCCCCCAAAGCCACUGGGCAGGUGAGGCAGUUCUUCCCCCUGGGCCCGGACUUCUCCCUCCAUGACCGGGCACAGCCGGUGAGAGCGGCCCAGUCCAGCGACCCGCAGGGCCAGCGCUACACCGCAGAGGAGAUCGAGGUGCUGAGGAGCACCUCCAAGAUUAACGGGAUGGAAUAUGUUCCAUUUAUGAGCGUGGACUUGAGGGAGCGCUUUGCCUUUCCUGUUCCGUUCUCGGACAAGCGUGGUAAACUGGCUUUGUCACCCAAGCAAUCUGCCAUCUUCUCUCGCUGGGUUCGGCCAGAUGAGAUGUGCAACAACCCUACCAUGAUAUUCACCGUGUCCAGUUUCAGCAUCAAACAGACGGUGGUGUCUGACUGUUCAUUUGUGGCCUCUUUAGCCAUCAGCGCAGCUUAUGAAAGACGCUUCAACAAGAAACUCAUCACCAGCAUCAUCUACCCUCAGAACAGGAGAGGAGAGCCGGAGUAUAAUCCUUGUGGGAAGUAUAUGGUGAAGCUGCACAUCAAUGGAGUGCCUAGAAAGGUGAUCAUCGAUGACUACCUGCCCGUAGACCGUAACGGAGAGCUCCUGUGCUCCUACUCCAGCAACAGGAACGAGCUGUGGGUGUCGCUCAUAGAGAAGGCCUACAUGAAGGUCAUGGGAGGAUACGACUUCCCUGGCUCCAACUCGAACAUUGACCUGCACGCGCUCACCGGCUGGAUCCCCGAGCGCAUCGCCAUGCACUCAGACAAUCAGUCCUUCGUCAAGGACGACACGUUUCGCAUGCUGUAUCAGAGGUUCCAUAGAGGUGACGUCCUCAUCACCACGGCAACUGGGGUGAUGACGGAGGAAGAGGGGGACAAGUGGGGGUUAGUGCCCACUCACGCCUACGCUGUUCUGGACAUCAGGGAACACAAGGGGAAGCGGUUCCUGCAGCUAAAGAACCCAUGGAGCCACCUCAGGUGGAAGGGCCGCUACAGCGAAAGAGACGAGAAGAACUGGACGCCUGAUCUCCUCAAGUACCUCAACUUUGACCCCAAAAUGGCACAGAAGUUUGACAAUGGUGUCUUCUGGAUUAUAUGGGAGGACCUGUGUCAGUACUAUGAUGUCAUCUACCUAAGCUGGAGCCCUGCACUGUUUAAGGAGUCUUCAUGCAUUCACAGUAGCUGGGAUGCAAAGCUGGGUCCAGUGAAGGAUGCCUACAGCCUGGCCAACAACCCGCAAUACAAACUAGAGGUGCAGUGUCCACAAGGGGGCGCCGCGGUGUGGGUGCUGCUCACCAGACACAUCACAGACAAGGAUGACUUUGCACAGAAUCGGGAGUUCAUCACCUUAGUGGUUUACAAGACAGAUGGAAAGAAGGUGUACUACCCUGCGGACCCGCCUCCCUACAUCGAUGGCAUCCGCAUCAACAGCCCGCACUACCUGACCAAGGUGAAGCUGACCAGUGCUGGCACUCACACCUUCACACUGGUGGUGUCUCAGUACGAGAAGCAGAACACUAUCAACUACACGCUACGAGUGUACUCGGUGAGCAAGUUUAACUUCUCCAAAAUCCCAACACCCUUCACACAGACCAAAAGGAUCAACGGUCAAUGGAAGGGAGUCAGUGCAGGGGGUUGUGGGAACUACAAGGACUCGUACAAGCACAACCCCAUCUACCAGAUUAACAUGGACAAGGCCGCACCUCUGCUCAUUGAGCUCAGAGGGUCCAGGCAGUACAGCGUGGGCUUCGAGGUGCUGACCGUGUCCACUGUCGGAGAGCCGGGGCCAGCGGGCCUCCAGCGAAAGAGCAGCGGAGACUACCGGUGUGGCUUCUGCUACCUGGAGCUGGAGCACGUCCCCGCCGGCAUCUACAACGUCAUCCCCACCACCUUCCUCCCCAAGCAGGAGGGGCCCUUCUUCCUGGACUUCAGCAGCGCCGGCCCGCUCCGCGUCUCCCAACUUCAGUGAGGAAGAGGAGGAGGAGGAGGAGGCCGCUCCGCGUCUCCCAACUUCAGUGAGGAAGAGGAGGAGGAGGAGGAGGCCGGGGCGCUCCGCGUCUCCCAACUUCAGUGAGGAAGAGGAGGAGGAGGCUGGACGAGCGAGCGAGCGGCCGCGCCCGAGAUCGAGGUCGUGGUGGUGGUCAGGGGAUCCACAUCUGGGUGAAGACAUCACCAGCGGUCACCUCAAACGCGUGUCUUCCCUUCCUCAUGUGACUGUUAACAAAGGGUUUAUGGCCAUUAACUCUAACGUGUGCGGACUGAACUGGGGAGACAUGAAGGAGGUUUUUGGUGAUUACUGAUUUGGUUGGUGGGUCGUGGCUGCCUCUGUCAUUGUGACUGAUGAUAUGAGCUCGCCUGUCCCAGCAAGUAUGUUUAUAUGAACAGAUGAGAGAUUGUUGCCAUAUUUUUGGCCAUCCUUCCAACCUUGUGACUAUUUAUUCAGUCGUGGCUGCACAGUGCACUCGCAGGAAUACACACACACACACACACACACACACACACACACACACACACACACACACAUAAACACACUCACCUGUGCACAUCUGACAUGGGAAUAUGACUGAAAUUGUAUGAGAAAUGCUGAGCAUUUGACCUAAGCAAAGGCUAUAUUUAUUCUCAGGCGACAGCGUCCCACCAACAGGGAUCUCUUAUCGAAUCUUUAAAAUGAUGAUGUCUUCUCGCGGGCCUGAGCCGCGUCCGCAAGCGGGGGAGCUGGACAGAGCUGACCGCCUCGUGCCUCCUGGGAAGGAUGCGCACUUCCUCUCUUAAGGGCUCUUCUCGUCUCCUCUCACCGCACUGCACUAGGAGGCAGCCGCCCGUCUGCUCUCUUGACACAGGAAUGGGACGCACCCGCUCACGUCCUCACAAGGCAUCCAGCCAUCCACCUACUUGUGCAUCCAUGUUACACACACACACACACACACACACACAUACACACACUCACUCUCUCUCUCUCUCACUCUCUCUCUCUCUCACUCACACACACACACACACACACACACACAUUCUCUCUCUCUCUCUCUCUCACUCACACACACACACACACACACACACUCUCUCUCUCUCUCUCUCUCUCACACACACACACACACACACACACACACACACACACGCACACACACACAGACACAGAUCAUGCUGCCAUAACUUGCAAAUUCCAAUAGAUUGUUGUCCUGCACAAGUCUCCAAGUACAGCCCAGUACCGCACUUUUCCCAUGAAGGUUUUCUGAGGAAUCUAUUGCCAAAAUGAGUAAUUUACUGCGUACAAAGUGAAGUUAUAUGAUAUCAUAUGGUACUGUGUGUGUGUCUGCUGCAUUUUUAUUUUGCUACAUCAGGACGUUUUAAGACAACUGUUUGUUCUAUGUGACGGUGCAGCCAUGAGCAGAGUCAGAAAAUGGACACUGUACUGUACAUCACAAGCUGUUUUUGUUCUCAUCUCCACACGGCAAAUAUACAUAUACAAUUAUA